This is a messenger RNA of Anthostomella pinea, 546 nucleotides long. Lineage: Eukaryota; Fungi; Ascomycota; Sordariomycetes; Xylariales; Xylariaceae. The record is from the annotation of a GenBank genome assembly.
AUGCCGCAGGAUAUGCCCCCCGUUGGGGGCUACGGCCCUGUGCAAUACAAGGACUUCACGACGCGCGUACUGUUCGGACGUCGUCCUCUCCACUACCCUAAGCCAACCACUUCGAUCCCGAUCCGCCGGGAAUGCCCUCAGAGCAGAGAGCAGCUAGGCGACCGGAAGGAUGAGAGCUGGGCAAAACGAGACUAUGAUACUGGACUGUGGAGCGAGGCUAAUGGCCACUUUCAACAGCGCAAUCUUCCCGCAAGCGGAUUCCGUCCAGCGACACUGCUCGUUGGAAUGGGUGCCGUCAUGGUUUACGGGUUCUACAAGCUGGGCCAAGGUAUCAAGGAGCAGAAUGAGCUUGCCCGGGAAAAGAUGUGGUCCCGCAUUCACCUGAUUCCCCUGCUACAAGCCGAAGAAGACCGCGAUCUCGUUCGAAGACAUUUGGCAGACCAGGCGAGAGAGAAGGAGCUGAUGGGCGAGAACUUCAAGGUCUACAACUCCGACAGAUACGUGAGACCGACAUACGCUGUUACGCCGACCAACACAACGAAAUAG